UUGGUUAAUUUGUUUGUACUUUGUAAUGGAGAAGACACCGAGGAUUAGUGAUCAUGACAAGGGUGGAGGAAAUGAAGAGGUUGGAGGUGAAACUAUGACAUCAAACAAAAAGUUUCAAAAGGAUUCAUGCCAUGAGCCACUGGAGGAUCAACUUGCAUCCACCAGAAUCAAGAUAGGAGAAGUAAAAGAAGAGAACGAACGGUUGAAGACAAUCUUAGCACGAAUAAUGAAGGAGUAUCAGUCUCUCCAAAUGCACUGCUUCAACAUUGUACAACAAGAUAAUAGUCAAGUUAAAAACCCUGUCGAACAAGAGCCUCAUGAACUUGUCAAACUCAGCCUCAGCACAAGCUCAACCGAGAUCAAGAAGUACAAGAAAGAUAUCGAAUAUUCAGAGAAUGAAUACGAAAUGAACCAAGGCCUUACUCUUGGCUUGGAAUAUCAGCAUAAAUCUGAGUCUGUGCCUGCUUCGAGUUUGAGCCCGGAUAGUAGCAGUUUUGAUAAGCUAAAGGAAGAAGAAAAAUUGAAGAAUGUGAUAAGUGAAAAUGAUGAUCAGAUUGCACCACAGAGCAAUGCGAAGAGAGCUAGGGUUUCAGUGAGAGCAAGAUGUGAAGCACCAACAAUGAACGAUGGGUGUCAAUGGAGAAAAUAUGGGCAGAAGGUGUCGAAAGGAAAUCCAUGUCCUCGAGCAUAUUUUCGUUGCACGGUUAAAGCAGGAUGUCCAGUGAGAAAGCAGGUACAAAGAUGCAUAGACGACAUGUCAAUACUAAUCACAACCUACGAAGGGACCCACAACCACCCUCUCCCUCUCGCCGCCACCGCCAUUGCCUCAACAACCUCGGCCGCUGCCUCCAUCCUCACCUCCGGCCCCACCCCUCCUGGGCCUACCGCCACCUCAUCAAGCCAACUCUACUUCUCAAACCAAUUCAUGAGUACUCCCCCCUCCUACUCCUCUUCUCACCCCACAAUCACACUAGACCUCACCUCACAAUCAAACUCAUUUUCUACCAUGUACCCUCAUCCAAUGCAAAACUAUUGGCAAAGAUCUGCUUAUAAUAAUCCCUCGUCGUCAACUGAUAUAAUUGCUAAGGCGAUAACGUCAGAUCCUAGCUUUCAGUCUGUGGUGGCCGCAGCGAUUAGUUCGUACGUUGGAGGCCAAGGAGGUCAGGGGAAUGAACUGCAGGGCUCGAGUUAUAGUGGAGGAGGCAGCUCAAUGAUGUUCAGCUCCGGCCCCACCCCUCCUGGGCCUACCGCCACCUCAUCAAGCCAACUCUACUUCUCAAACCAAUUCAUGAGUACUCCCCCCUCCUACUCCUCUUCUCACCCCACAAUCACACUAGACCUCACCUCACAAUCAAACUCAUUUUCUACCAUGUACCCUCAUCCAAUGCAAAACUAUUGGCAAAGAUCUGCUUAUAAUAAUCCCUCGUCGUCAACUGAUAUAAUUGCUAAGGCGAUAACGUCAGAUCCUAGCUUUCAGUCUGUGGUGGCCGCAGCGAUUAGUUCGUACGUUGGAGGCCAAGGAGGUCAGGGGAAUGAACUGCAGGGCUCGAGUUAUAGUGGAGGAGGCAGCUCAAUGAUGUUCAGGUCUGUAGAUAAGAGGGAGCAUAAUGAAUGAAGUAGGUGAUAUAUACAUGUAUGUUUAUAUUUGUAAGGAUUAGGGUUGUAAAGUUUUUGGUUAAUUGUUGCAUGAGAUUGUUUGGUGUACGUUAAGUAGAUAUUCAAGCAUAUGUUGCUAUA
Messenger RNA from Asparagus officinalis (garden asparagus), 1737 nucleotides. RefSeq names its product probable WRKY transcription factor 61. Gene Ontology annotation, biological process: regulation of DNA-templated transcription. Lineage: Eukaryota; Viridiplantae; Streptophyta; Magnoliopsida; Asparagales; Asparagaceae. The record is from RefSeq and is a predicted model, not a curated record. Gene Ontology annotation, molecular function: DNA-binding transcription factor activity; sequence-specific DNA binding. The coding region runs from base 26 to 1615 and encodes 529 amino acids. The transcript has 6 exons.